Molecule: messenger RNA, 680 nt
Organism: Ilex paraguariensis (yerba mate)
Lineage: Eukaryota; Viridiplantae; Streptophyta; Magnoliopsida; Aquifoliales; Aquifoliaceae
Source: the annotation of a GenBank genome assembly
UUGUUUGGAAUUUAUGGACAAGGCUGAUGUUCUGGAGUAUUAUGACCAAACUGUAAACUCUCCUAAUGGAUCCUUCUAUAUACCAGCUGUCUUAAGGGUUCCACAUUUACUGCAGGUCGUUAAGAGAAGAAGACUCAAAAGCAAUCUUAGUCGUACAAAUAUACUUCAGCGCGACGAUUUCACUUGUCAGUAUUGUUCUUCAGGUGAGAAUUUGACCAUUGACCACGUUCUUCCAAUUGCACGUGGUGGAGAAUGGACAUGGGAAAAUUUGGUUACUGCUUGUGAAAAAUGUAACUCGAGAAAAGGCCAGAAAACUGUAGAGGAAGCAAAUAUGAAGCUAAUGAAGGUCCCCAAGGCUCCUAAGGAUUAUGACAUAGUUGCCAUACCACUGACAAGCUCAACUAUAAAGAUGCUGAGAAAGAAAAAGGGAAUGCCUGAAGAGUGGCAGCAAUACCUAGCAAAGCCAUCUUCAGAGCCUUAAACAUACAAGUUCUGAUGCAGUUUGUACAUUCACUUACAUUCUGCCUUUCUAAUGUACAUAAUAUUCAUGUAAAGUGAAAUAGGCUGAUGACGUAUAUCUUCUUUACGCCUCGCAUCUUCAUUUCUAAUGUUACAAUGUAUGUAUAUUUGUCAUGAUAAAAAUAAAAAUCCUCCAGUUUAAUAGAAAAAAACCUAUUAUG